AUGAGGAUACAGCUCCAACCAAAGAUGGUCCAUGCUGAUGCAUCCAACUUCGCCGAUGGCUUGACCAAGGAGCAGGCCUACCAGCAAGUUUUAGACCAAGCUGAGGGGUUAUUUUAUGGCCAGAGGAAUUGGGUCUGUAACCUUUCCAACGCAGCAUCCCUCCUCUGGCAUGCUUACAAAGCCCUCCCAUCUCCGAGUAACCGUGUCAAUUGGGCCGGCUUCUACACCCUCGACCCACUUUCCUCGCCAACCUCUCCCUCCCUGAUCUUGGCCCCCUUCCAAGGCAAAGUAGCCUGCCAAACUAUCCCCUUUGGCCGUGGAGUAUGCGGGGCAGCUGCUGCCACAGCGCAAACACAGCUUGUCACCGAUGUGGACGCAUUUCCGGGCCACAUUGCUUGCGACAGUGAGAGCAAGAGUGAGAUAGUUGUGCCUAUUGUUGUUGGAGGGGAAAAGAGGAGAGUAGUUGGGGUUAUUGAUGUUGAUUGUGCUGAGAAGAAUGGGUUCGAUGAGACGGAUCGUGUUUGGUUGGAAAAAUUGGCAGAGUUGAUUGCGAACGGGUGUGACUGGCCUUUUUAA
Molecule: messenger RNA, 576 nt
Organism: Thermochaetoides thermophila DSM 1495
Lineage: Eukaryota; Fungi; Ascomycota; Sordariomycetes; Sordariales; Chaetomiaceae
Exons: 5
Coding region: 1-576 (191 amino acids)
Cellular component (GO): cytosol
Molecular function (GO): protein binding; L-methionine (R)-S-oxide reductase activity
Source: RefSeq, a predicted model, not a curated record